Messenger RNA from Darwinula stevensoni, 842 nucleotides. The record is from the annotation of a GenBank genome assembly. Lineage: Eukaryota; Metazoa; Arthropoda; Ostracoda; Podocopida; Darwinulidae.
AUGCAAGUAUAUGAUAUCCAGCAGGCUGGACAUCAACACAACAUCCAUAUUGGAAGAGAUGAAACCAAUGUUCCAGCUCUCCCUCACACGCAGCUCAAGAAGCAGACCCCACGAGGAACCAACCACCCAGACGUUCGGCUCCGAAUCGCCACUCGACCUCACCUGCAAGAUUUCGCAGAACGGAACAACUGCGGGGCAAGAGGAAUCCCUCGUGCGAUACGCGCAGCCAUCUUCGCCAACAACGACUGAGCCCCUGCGGAGGCGUGCAGCCUCCCCGACGCGCUGCCUCCCUGCCCCUGCGCCUGCCGCGGUCACGUGUACCUCCAGUGGGGAAACACGAGACGAGAGCCAAUCAAUAUCCAGACUAUGGGAUAUAAAUGGACCAGGUAAAGUGUUUCAAUCGAUGCCCAACCAAUGGAACGAACCCCGGAAUAUAUAUUUUUUCCCCCCGUGUGGCUCCAUCAGCUCGAAUUUGCGGGUUAAACAAACAAAAAAAAACACCAGCGUCUCAAUAAGACACUUUUUCCCUUGGCCAUCGAAAACUUUUUGCAAGACCGCCUCGGGAUGGCCUCGAAGUCGGGCCGACUUCGAGGUUGCGGAGCUGGAAUCGGGGGUUGCAAAACGGGUCAUUGUUGGCAGCAGAACCAGUCCUUCUCAAUCGUCGCAUUCAACCGCAGCACCCUCACCCCAGAAGCCUGAAAGGCAACAUCGAGAGCAAUCAAGCAUGUUUCAAGUCCCUUUAAAAAACAAAAAACUAUUGCUGGAAAAACUGGACGAAAUCUCAGUUGUCUCAUGACUGGUCGUGCGGAUAAAAUAAAACCUAAUUUUCGGCGAAAAGGCAG